Molecule: messenger RNA, 917 nt
Organism: Perognathus longimembris pacificus (Pacific pocket mouse)
Lineage: Eukaryota; Metazoa; Chordata; Mammalia; Rodentia; Heteromyidae
Gene: Ccdc3
Product: coiled-coil domain containing 3
Exons: 3
Coding region: 49-909 (286 amino acids)
Biological process (GO): negative regulation of gene expression
Cellular component (GO): extracellular region
Source: RefSeq, a predicted model, not a curated record
GCGAGCUCGGGCCAUGCACCCGGGCUAGCGCCCGCCGCCGCCGCCGGCAUGCCGCGCCCGCCGCGCCCGCCGCGCCCUCCGCGCCCGCUGCGCCCGCUGCUGCUGGCCGCGCUCUGCCUGGCCGCGCGCCCCGCGCCCGCGCGCGCCUGCCAGCUGCCCUCCGAGUGGAGACCCCUGAGCGAGGGCUGCCGCGCCGAGCUGGCCGAGACCAUCGUGUACGCCAGGGUGCUGGCGCUGCACCCCGAGCUGCCCGGCCCCUACAACCACCUGCCGUGGCAGCGGCCGCACGCCGGCCAGGGCGGCCUCUUCUACUCGGCCGAGGUGGAGAUGCUGUGCGACCAGGCGUGGGGCAGCAUGCUGGAGGUGCCCGCCGGCUCCCGCCUCAACCUCAGCGGCCUGGGCUACUUCGCCUGCCACUCGCACACCGUGGUGCAGGACUACGCCUACUUCUUCUUCCUCAGGAUGGAUGAAAAUUAUAACCUCUUGCCUCAUGGAGUCAAUUUCCAAGAUGCCAUCUUCCCAGAUACACAAGAGAACAGGAGGAUGUUUUCCAGUCUUUUCCAGUUUGCUAACUGCUCCCAAGGGCAGCAGCUGGUGACGUUCUCCAGUGACUGGGAGAUCCAGGAAGACAACAGGCUCAUGUGCUCGUCGGUGCAGAAGGCCCUGUUCGAGGAGGAGGACCACGUGAAGAAGCUGCAGCAGAAGGUGGCCGCCCUGGAGAAGCGGAACCGGCAGCUCCGCGAGCGGGUGAAGAAGGUCAAGCGGUCCCUGCGGCAGGCGCGCAAGCACGGCCGCCACCUGGAGCUGCUGAACCAGAAGCUGGGCGGGAAGCUCCUGGCGGCCGGCGCGCAGCCGCACAUCAACGCCCUGGGGCCCGAGCCCGCGCGCGCCCCCUUCCGGCGCGGGUAGCCGGCGCA